AUGGCGCUUGGUGUCGUUCUCGACGGGCAGGGCAAGGCAGAGUUCCUUUUCCCCACGCCUCCAGCAUCAGACGAGGGCGAUGGCUACGGCAAAGGAGCCGGUGAGGCUCGACACGGUGGGAGCGACAGCGACGAUGAUGGCUGCGUGGGCUGUAGGAAGAUAGCCCAGAAUGAGGUUUGGAGGCUCCAACGGCAGGAGAAGAGCAUGGGCGCCAUGAUCUCCGACCCAAAAUCGCAACCACCACCGACGACCGCGCCGAUAACCAAUGGCUUCUCGCUGACCCAUGACGAGUCCGACACCCCCGUGCGCGUCCAGGAGCUCAAGCACGACAGCUCUGUGCUGGCCCUGGCCGUGUCCGACAAGUACAUCUUUGCCGGCACCCACGAUGGCGAGCUGAUCGUCUGGUCGCUCGGCACCUUCGAGCUCGUCAGGAGGAUACAGGCCCACAAGCGCCACAUUCUCUGGCUGUUCCUCUCCGGCUCCUCCUCCUCCACCACCCACUCAGACUCGUCCCAGUCCUCCCCAGACUCGACCUCGACCAACUCGAGGCCCCUCCUGAUAUCAAGUGCCGGCGACGCUCUUGUCUCGGUCUGGUGCCCGGAGACGUUCACACGCCUUUACGAGAUCUACAGCGUCGACCACGUCGGAGACGUCUUCUCCUGCGCAUACUCCAGCCAGCAGGAUACCGUCUACAUCGGUGCCCAGGACCAAUCCAUCCAGUGGGUCAGACUCAACGACCGCGACCGUCGCGUGCCCCACAACAACCCGUCCCAUCCCGACCAGCGCCACCACCCUUUCUUCGAUUCCAAGGCCCCCGGCGGAGCAAGUACGCCCAGGAGGAAGGACAAGCGAGAGGAGCUGAUACCCAAGCCCGAGGCCACCUUGGAGAUAGACCGCGGUUCUGUGGGCAAGUUCGCCCAUUUCGGCUUCGUCUACUGCAUGAUCAUUGCGAAGGGCCCAACCGUCCUUGUCGAUUCAGACGAGGAGGUUCUGAUAAGUGGCGGCGGAGACGGGAGCAUCAAGCUGUGGCAGAUAAAACAGGAUGAGAAAUACGAGGGAUUCGAGGAGUGGGAUGCGUGGGAGAAGCGCGAGAUCAUGUGUCUCCGCGGCGACGAUGACGAUUUCGGCGAGUCUGUCUUCUCCCUGGCCAUCGACGGCUCCUUCUUGUACAGUGGCAAGAAGAAAGGCGUCAUAGAGCUAUGGGAUCUCGACACGAAGCAGAAGCUCAGGGUCAUCAAGGGCCACCGUGGCGAUGUCAUGGCCCUCCAGCUGUCCUGGGGCUACCUCCUGUCUGGAGCCACUACCGGGUCGGCAGCAAAACACAGCACUGUUCACUACAGCAAAGACCACUUCCCAUCCCCGGCCACCGAAAAAGUGAGCCAGAAAUACCGAUGCCUCAAGAGGUGGACCGCCCAUAACGGCAAGGUCCUUUCUUCGGCAUGUACCAACUACAACGGAGACCAACUGUACAUCACCGGCGCCAAUGACAACUCCGUCAGUGUUUGGCGCAUCGACGACGUGUGCGAGCAGCCCGAAGACGUAACCGGGAAGCCAGAGGACAUGAUGUUUGCCUCUCUGCGCGAAUUUGUGUCUUACAAGACCGUCUCCUCCCGGCCCGAAUUUGUCGAGGACUGCCGUAGAGGCGCCAGCUUCCUGUGUAAUCUUUUCAAGCGACUAGGCGCACGGGUGCAUAUGCUGUCCAGGGAUGACCAGAUACACAACCCCGUCGUCUGCGCCGUCUUUAGUGGGAAACGCGAGCCCGCAGAGAAUCGCAAGCGCAUCCUGUUUUAUGGCCACUACGACGUCGUGCCUGCUGAUCGUAAUGCCGAAAGCAAGUGGACAACGGACCCGUUCCAGGUAGAGGGCGUGAAUGGAUACUGGUACGGCCGCGGCGUGAGCGACAACAAGGGCCCCACCAUGGCCGCGCUAUUUGCUGUGACAGAUCUUCUCGAGGCCAAGCAGCUCGAGAACGACGUCAUCUUCCUCAUUGACGGCGAAGAAGAGUCGGGUAGUCGGGGGUUCCAGGAGGCGGUGGCUGAGAACAAAGAUGUCAUCGGACAGGUGGACUACAUCCUGCUGGCCAACAGCUACUGGCUCGACGAUGAGACACCGUGCUUGACCUAUGGUCUCCGAGGGGUCCUACACGCUACUGUCUGCGUCGACAGCAUUUAUCCUGAUCUGCACUCUGGCGUUGAUGGUAGCUACAUGGUCGACGAGCCCCUUUCCGACCUGACGCGGCUGCUGUCAACGCUUAAAGGUCCGAGGAACAAGAUCAUGGUGCCUCAUUUUUACGAUUCGAUCCUGCCGCUCACAGCGGCUGAGGAGGCACGCUAUGAAGACAUUACCAAGAUCCUGAGUCGCCGUAACCCUGAGGCUGGAACGAUGGACCAGCUCAAAGCCGGUCUCAUGGCGCGCUGGCGUGAGCCGAACUUGACCAUUCAUAGGUAUAAAGUUUCUGGACUGGACGGCAGCAUCGUCAGUGGUCACGCCAGUGCCACAAUCAGCUUCCGACUGGUACCUGGACAAGAAGUAGACGACAUAGUCGCGUCGCUGAAGGCCUUCCUGGCAGACCAGUUUGCGGAGCUCGAGAGCAGGAAUUCCCUGAGCAUCAAAAUCGACAACAAGGCUGAGCCGUGGCUAGGUGACCCGAGUAAUCAGAUUUUCCAGACCUUGGAGGAGGCCAUCAUCAAGGUCUGGGGGCUUAGGGGCUCGGUGGGAGACCAUGGGGUCGUAGAGGUGGUGGGCCAAGAAUCUGUGGAGUUCCAGCAAGCCCAAAAGGACGGCAACAUGAAUGACAGCAAUGGCGUUGGCGGCAAGGAUACCGGUGUGGCCAGCAAGGACGCCGAGAGCAACACAUCAGGCGUCGACAAAGCUGCUGGAGCCGAGCUCAUGUCUGAGCCCAGGAUGUACCCCCGCGAGUCAACGUCCACCUUCGGCCCGGUGCCCUCCUUUCGCUCUGCAGACGAUGACUCCGCGCCGCCCACGCCGUCCAUCCCCGAGUUCGUCGUGUCCACAAGCCACGAACCCGCCCCCGGACCCGACCCCACAAACCAAGCCGAAACCACCCGGCCGGACGACGCCCCGGCCGCCGUCGUCAGGGGCCGUAAGCCGCUGUACAUCCGGGAGGGCGGCUCCAUCCCCGCGAUCCGCUUCCUGGAGAAGGAGUUCGGCGCGCCGGCUGCGCACCUGCCGUGCGGCCAGGCGAGCGACGCGGCGCACCUCGAGAACGAGAGGAUCCGCCUGCUGAACCUGCUCAAGAGCCGUGAGAUCUUUGGGGAGGUGUUCCGGAGGCUGUGA
This is a messenger RNA of Diaporthe citri, 3297 nucleotides long. RefSeq lists its product as uncharacterized. Gene Ontology annotation, biological process: glutathione catabolic process; proteolysis. Gene Ontology annotation, molecular function: peptidase activity; protein binding. The transcript has 3 exons. NCBI's taxonomy places the organism in Eukaryota, Fungi, Ascomycota, Sordariomycetes, Diaporthales, Diaporthaceae. Bases 1 to 3297 code for a protein of 1098 amino acids. The record is from RefSeq and is a predicted model, not a curated record.